Molecule: messenger RNA, 957 nt
Organism: Macrobrachium nipponense
Lineage: Eukaryota; Metazoa; Arthropoda; Malacostraca; Decapoda; Palaemonidae
Exons: 1
Coding region: 1-957 (318 amino acids)
Biological process (GO): DNA integration
Molecular function (GO): nucleic acid binding
Source: RefSeq, a predicted model, not a curated record
AUGAGGAUAGAAAGAAUGAAACCUGCUCCACCUUUCUAUUACACAACCUUAGAUUUGUUUGGACCCUUAACAAUAAGAGACACGGUUAAAAAGAGAACUCAUGGUAAAGCCUUUGGUGUUAUAUUUAACUGUUUAGUUACUAGAGCUGUUCACUUGGAUUUGGCUGAAAGAUACAGUACUGAUGAUUUUCUGACCACGUUUCAAAGGUUUAUUGCUAUUAGAGGAGCUCCUAAAGUUAUAUAUUCAGAUAAGGGAACUCAGUUGAUAUCAGCAAGCAAGAAAAUAGAAACCAUUGGAGAAAUGGAAGGGGUAACUUGGAUCUUUAAAAGGCCUAGUGAUGCACCAUGGUAUAAUGGGGCAAGUGAAGCACUGAUCAAAUCUGUCAAAAGGUGUCUUUGUAUUAGUGUGGGAGAUUCUGUGUUGAAUUUUGGAGAGUUACAAACUGCUUUGUUUGGUAUUGCUAAUCUGAUGAAUGAAAGACCAAUUGGAACAAAACCUGGAUUUAGUUUAGAGUUGCAGGGCUACCUCUGUCCCAAUAAUCUGUUGCUUGGUCGGUCCACUUGCUUUUGUCCAAGUGGGAUGUACGAUAUUAGUGGGGAUCACAAAAGGAGAUUAAACUUUAUACAAAGUAUAAUAGAAUCCUUCUGGAAAAAGUGGCAACGAGACUAUUUUCCAUCAUUGUUAAUCAGGCAGAAAUGGCAUACAACAAGGAGGAAUGUAAGGGUAGGAGAUGUGGUACUUGUGCAAGAUAGUAAUGUUGUGAGGGAGGCAUGGAAACUAGCACAGGUGAUUAGAGCUGAUCCAGGACAAGAUGGCGUUGUCCGUGAUGUUGAUUUAAGGCAUAAGAUUAUAAAGCAUGGGAAGGGAUAUGAUGGUGAAGUGGAUAAGAUUAUGUGUAGAUCAGUACACAGGUUGGUCGUGUUAUUACCAAUAGAAGAACAAUGUAAUCAUACGUAG